Haemonchus placei is the source of this 599-nucleotide messenger RNA. The record is from the annotation of a GenBank genome assembly. Lineage: Eukaryota; Metazoa; Nematoda; Chromadorea; Rhabditida; Trichostrongylidae.
AUGAAGAUGUAUCCGACUGACGAUGAGUUAUCUAUCACUUCAACCUCGGAAAUCUUUGUGAUUGUAUUGUCGUUACAAUCUAGCCACUCUCGUCUUGUAGCAUCCAAAGCGAAUGUGGAAUAGUGACCACUGAGUAACGAAUCUCCGUGAUGGCAUAUGACUGCCGCUAAAGAAUAUACAGGGCCGUCUGCCGAAUUGAACACGUAUGGAGGUUCAGGAGUACGUGGCGGUGUUGUAGACUCCUUGAAAACAAACUUCAAUUCCAAAUGAAAUCAAAGGUCCACUGGUCUUACCUUCACAACUUCACGAAAAUCUUUCCGAGGACGCAAAUUCCUUCUCGAAUUUGAACGUUCCACACUAACAGCCGGUUGGAAAUGACAUCCGCUGGCGUUACAUAUGAAGAUGGCACCUCUAUCGUCGGUGCACUCGUCCCGAUGCAAAGUGAUUGGAGGACUGCCGUCCAUACUCCAUCGGAAGAGAGGGCGAUAUUUCAGCCAUUUUCCCUCAAGGAACGUAUAAAUAUUUACUCCAAGCCAACAAGCUGCUGCAGCCAAUUCAACUUGAGUUCCCCACUCGCCAUCUUCGGACAUUUUUCUUAA